UAUCUGUGAUCCAAAUGAGAACUAACCUUACUAACCUAAUUUUUCUCCUUGAAAGAUAGUAAACUUUUGAUUUUGUUUAGUGUUUUUUCUAUUUUUACGAAAUGGAGUCCAAAAUGAACAAGAAAUACGAAGAAAAUGGUAAGCUAAAAAGCUGGAGUGAAAUCAAUAAAGAACGCAAACGUAAAAGAAAAGAAUACAAAGAAAAAGCCCUCGAAAAUAAAAGAAUGAAAGAGAUGGAAAAAGAGAAGGAUGUAAAACAAAAUGAAAAAAUUAAGAGUGAUACUGAAGAAAUUAAAGAAAUAUCUACACUAUCUAUAGCUUUGCCAGGUUCUAUUUUAGAAAAUGCACAAACUGAAGAAUUAAGAACAUAUCUAGCUGGACAGAUUGCACGUUCGGCUUGUUUGUACCAAGUAGAUGAAAUUAUAGUAUUUGACGAUUAUGGGGAUGAAGAAAAAAUUAAAACGUCAUCUAUUGAUGAUGACUUUGGAUUGAAAACAGUAAGACAGAGUUGUGGACAACUAGCUCGUAUACUUCAAUAUUUAGAGUGUCCACAAUAUCUUCGAAAACAUUUUUUUCCUAUUCAUAGAGAUCUUAAAUAUUCUGGGUUGAUGAAUCCUCUCAAUGCACCUCACCAUCUUUCUUCAAAGGAUCAGUUUGAGUAUAGAGAAGGUGUUGUUACAAGUAAACCAAUCAAGGAAGGAAAAGGCUCCAUAGUUUAUAUUGGCUUACGUCAAGAUGCUCAUGUGGAUAAAUUAUUGGUGGAAGGUAGCCGUUGUACAGUGAAAUUGGAUACCAAAACAAUAGAUACUAAAAAAUUAAAAGGUGUUGUUGUGAAUCCUGAGGCUCCUAGAAAAACAACUGGCGUUUAUUGGGGUUACAAGGUGAGAUUAGCAAAAACCCUGUCCCAGAUAUUCUCUCAAUGCCCAUACAAAGAUGGCUACGAUUUAUCAAUUGGAACAUCCGAUAAAGGAUCCUCAAUAGAUUCAUUCGAAUGUCCGUCUUAUAAACAUCUUCUGGUAGUUUUUGGAGGAGUUCAAGGUUUGGAAUUUGCACUGGAAAAUGAUCAAACCCUUAAGGAAACCGAGCCAGAAUUACUUUUUGACAGUUAUUUGAAUGCACUUCCUAGUCAAGGCUCAAAAACCAUUAGAACAGAAGAGGCUAUUCUCAUCACUUUAGCUGGUCUACGAUCAAAACUGAACCCCAAAUUUCCACCUACUGUUUUCAAAGGAAGUGACGAUGCCAAUUCCAGUGCCUCUGCCAAUGAGACUAUUGAAAAAGUCAACGAGUCCACUGAAAAAGCCGAUGAGAUGAGUAGAUUUGAUUGAAGGUAUUUCAAUACUAAAUUUUAUCUUCACUUUUAGAUAUUGUUAUCGACUGUAUCUUAAAAACUUGUAUAUUUUUGUAAAUGCUGCUUUAAGUAUAAUUUGUUAAUAAACAAAACCAAAAUUCCAAA
Molecule: messenger RNA, 1453 nt
Organism: Harmonia axyridis
Lineage: Eukaryota; Metazoa; Arthropoda; Insecta; Coleoptera; Coccinellidae
Product: putative methyltransferase C9orf114 homolog
Exons: 1
Coding region: 102-1325 (407 amino acids)
Source: RefSeq, a predicted model, not a curated record